AUGAACAACUUGCUUGAACGUCAAAGAGGCUCCCAUGAAGAAAUCGAACGACUAGAACAGGCUAUCGUCGACCAGUAUAUGCACGAGCCAAGGACACAUCGUGAACGUCUUCGAAACGAGCAUGUUGUAAACAAGUUGCUGACACGAAUGGCGGAUAAGAGUGAAUCACUAUAUGCAUUAUAUGAAGACAAUGACGGUCUACGUCAAUCCGAAAUCGAAGCGUUGUCAGGAUCGUCAGAGUUCAGCGAGUUUUACGAACGUCUACGAGUCAUCAAGGAUCACCAUCGCAAGUAUCCCAAUGAGCCAGUGGAGCCCCCAGAGAUGGAAUUCAUACAUGCACAGCAAGCUGAUGACGAAAAUCAAGACGAUGAGUUGGAAAAGUUAUUCUCUGGCGAAGAGGCUUUUGGAAGGUAUCUCGACAUGAACGCAUUGCAUGGGCAAUAUAUCAACCUGAAGGGUGUCAAAAAGAUGGGCUAUCUUCAGUACCUGAGCAAAUUCGAUGAUUUCGAGCAAUCCUAUCCAAAGACGUUACGAUCCAGUCCCGAAUACAGGCAAUAUUUACAAGACACUUGCGACUACCUUUGUUCUUUCUUUCGGCGUGCGAAUCCCUUGUUUGAUCUUGAUGAACUUGAAAGAAAGGCACAGCAGGAAUUGGAAGAGAAGUGGAGUGCAGGAAAGCUACCUGGAUGGGAAGAAAUCGCCAACGAAUCCAAUACCCCAGAAUUGUAUUGUAAUGCUUGCCAAAAGCAAUUCAGCAAACAGACAGUGUACGACAAUCAUUUGAAAGGAAGGAAGCAUAUCAGCAAUGAAAAGAAGUUGGCAGCAAACGGCACACAACAAAACGGCGACAAGCAAGACAAGCGGAAGGAAACAGCAUGGAAAGAGUUACUGAUCAGGAAAUAUGCCGAGGCUUUACAAGAGGCAUUGAAUGAGACCAAAGCCAAUGUGGAAAGAAAACAAGCUCUGACUGAUAGGGAGCGAACGUUGGAGCAAGAUCAAGAAGAAAUUGAACUCGAUGAGCAGGAGAGCGACGAAGAAGAUGAUGACAAGAUUUACAAUCCUUUGAAGCUUCCCCUGGGAUGGGAUGGAAAACCGAUUCCCUAUUGGCUGUACAAACUACAUGGCUUGGGAGUGGAGUAUCCUUGCGAGAUCUGUGGAAAUUAUGUAUACAUGGGUCGCAAAGCAUUCGACAAGCACUUUCAGGAAUGGCGUCAUGCUCAUGGUAUGCGAUGUCUCGGCAUUCCAAAUACCCGACAUUUCCAUGAGAUCACAAGAAUUGAGGAUGCAUUUGCUUUAUUUGAGAAACUCAAGAAGGAAGGAGCAGCAGAAGAAUUCGUCGCUGAUACAAUGGAAGAAUACGAAGAUGAUGAAGGCAAUGUCUUUAACAGGAAAACAUAUGAAGAUUUACGACGACAGGGUAUUAUCUAG
This is a messenger RNA of Lichtheimia ornata, 1428 nucleotides long. RefSeq lists its product as uncharacterized. Gene Ontology annotation, cellular component: nucleus; spliceosomal complex. The coding region runs from base 1 to 1428 and encodes 475 amino acids. The transcript is spliced from 7 exons. NCBI's taxonomy places the organism in Eukaryota, Fungi, Mucoromycota, Mucoromycetes, Mucorales, Lichtheimiaceae. Gene Ontology annotation, biological process: mRNA splicing, via spliceosome. The record is from RefSeq and is a predicted model, not a curated record. Gene Ontology annotation, molecular function: RNA binding; zinc ion binding.